Messenger RNA from Mesoplodon densirostris (Blainville's beaked whale), 9117 nucleotides. It is a transcript of the gene CELSR1, whose product is annotated as cadherin EGF LAG seven-pass G-type receptor 1. Bases 1 to 9117 code for a protein of 3038 amino acids. The record is from RefSeq and is a predicted model, not a curated record. Gene Ontology annotation, biological process: G protein-coupled receptor signaling pathway; cell surface receptor signaling pathway; homophilic cell-cell adhesion. The transcript is spliced from 35 exons. Gene Ontology annotation, cellular component: plasma membrane. Gene Ontology annotation, molecular function: G protein-coupled receptor activity; calcium ion binding. NCBI's taxonomy places the organism in Eukaryota, Metazoa, Chordata, Mammalia, Artiodactyla, Ziphiidae.
AUGGCGCCGCCGCCGCCGCCCGUGCUGCCCGCGCUGCUGCUCCUGGCUGCGGUCGCCGCCCUACCGGUGCUGGGGCUUCGAGCGGCCGCCUGGGAGCUGCGAGUGCCCGGCGGGGCCCGCGCCUUCGCCCUCGGGCCCGGCUGGACCUAUGCGCUGGACGCGGCGCGCACGCCCCGGGCGCUGCGGGAGUUGCUGGACGUGAGCCGCGACGGGCGGCUGGCGGGGCGGCGGCGCGGGCCGGGCGCGGAGCUCCGGGGCUGCGCGCGCCUGGGGGGACGCCCGCUGCCGCUGCAUGUCCGCCUGGCUGCCCGUAGCGCCCAGACGGCGCUGAGCCUCCGCCUGCGGGCACGCGCGCACGGUCCCGGUUGCAGCGCCCGGCCCCGGCGCGGACGGGCUCCCGGCGCGGAGCUGCGGGCGCGGGCCGUGCUCACGGUGCCUGGCCCCGGCGCGGUGUUCUGCUUCCCGGGCCCCGGCGGCGGCGGGGACACGCUGCACUCGGCGCUCGAGGCCCUGACCACUUUCCCCGCCUGCAGCUGCCCGCCGCGCGCCGGGUCCCGUUGCCCACGCCGCCCUGUCUGCCUGCCGCCUGGUGGCUCGGCCCGCCUGCGCCUGCUCUGUGCCCUGCGGCGCGCGGCCGGCACCAUCCGGGUGGAGCUGGCGCUGGAGGCGGCCUCGGGGACACCCUCCCCAUCGCUGUCGCCGCCAAGCCUGCCUCAGGUCGGGGCGGGGGCGGCGCGGCGGGCCCGGCGGGGCGCUGGCAGCAGCACUACCCCGCAGUUCCAGCUGCCCAGCUACCAAGUGUCGGUGCCCGAGAACGAGCCGGCGGGCACCGCGGUCAUCGAGCUGCGCGCGCACGACCCGGACGAGGGCGAGGCGGGGCGCCUGAGCUACCAGAUGGAGGCGCUGUUCGAUGAGCGCUCCAAUGGCUACUUCCUCAUCGACUCCGACACGGGCUUGGUGAGCACCGCCCGCGCGCUGGACCGCGAGACCAAGGACACGCACGUACUCAAAGUGAGCGCUGUGGACCACGGCUCGCCUCGGCGCUCGGCCGCCACCUACCUCACCGUCACAGUCAGCGACACCAACGACCACAGUCCCGUCUUCGAGCAGUCUGAGUACCGCGAGCGAGUGCGCGAGAACCUGGAGGUGGGCUACGAGGUUCUGACCAUCCGCGCUACCGACGGCGACGCGCCCUCCAAUGCCAAUAUGCGCUACCGGCUGCUGGAGGGCGCGGGUGGUGUCUUCGAGAUCGACGAGCGCUCGGGCGUAGUGCGCACCCGGGCGGUGGUGGACCGGGAGGAAGAGGCCUCCUACCAGCUGCUGGUGGAGGCCAACGACCAGGGCCGCAACCCGGGCCCGCUCAGUGCCACUGCCACCGUGCACAUCGUGGUGGAGGAUGAGAACGACAACUACCCCCAGUUCAGCGAGAAGCGCUAUGUGGUCCAGGUGCCCGAGGACGUGGCGGUCAACACGCCCGUGCUGCGAGUUCAGGCCACAGAUCGGGACCAGGGCCAGAACGCGGCCAUACACUACAGCAUCAUCAGCGGGAACCUGAAGGGGCAGUUCUACCUGCAUUCACUGAGCGGCAGCCUGGAUGUGAUCAACCCGCUGGACUUCGAGGCCAUCCGGGAGUACACGCUGCGCAUCAAGGCCCAGGACGGGGGCCGGCCUCCACUCAUCAACUCCUCGGGGCUGGUCUCGGUGCAGGUGCUGGACGUGAACGACAACGCCCCCAUAUUUGUGAGCAGCCCCUUUCAGGCAGCCGUGCUGGAGAACGUGCCUCUGGGCCACUCGGUUCUGCACAUUCAGGCCGUGGACGCAGACGCGGGUGAGAACGCGCGUCUGCGCUACCGCCUGGUGGACACCGCCUCGGUCUCCAUGGGCAGUGGCGGAGCUGGGCCCCAAGACCCUGCUUUGGCCGCGGACUUCCCUUUCCACAUCCACAACAGCUCGGGCUGGAUCACCGUGUGCGCGGAGCUGGACCGCGAGGAAGUGGAGCACUACAGCUUCGGGGUGGAGGCGGUGGACCACGGUUCGCCGCCCAUGAGCUCCUCCGCCAGCGUGUCCAUCACGGUGCUAGACGUAAAUGACAAUGACCCCAUGUUCACGCAGCCCGUGUACGAGCUGCGUUUGAACGAGGACGCAGCCGUGGGGAGCAGCGUGCUGACCCUGCGGGCCCUCGACCGGGAUGCUAACAGUGUGAUCACCUACCAGCUCACCGGCGGCAACACGCGGAACCGCUUCGCGCUCAGCAGCCAGAGCGGCGGCGGCCUCAUCACGCUGGCGCUGCCGCUGGACUACAAGCAGGAGCGGCAGUACGUGCUGGCGGUAACUGCGUCAGACGGCAUGCGCGCUCACACUGCGCAGGUCUUCAUCAACGUCACCGACGCCAACACCCACCGGCCGGUCUUCCAGAGCUCGCACUACACCGUGAGCGUCAGCGAGGACCGGCCUGUGGGCACCUCCAUCGCCACCAUCAGCGCCACCGACGAGGACACCGGCGAGAACGCCCGCAUCACCUACGUGCUGGAGGAUCCCGUGCCGCAGUUCCGAAUCGACCCCGACACCGGCACCAUCUACACCAUGACGGAGCUGGACUACGAGGACCAGGCCGCCUACACGCUGGCCAUCACAGCUCGGGACAACGGUAUCCCUCAGAAGUCCGACACCACCUCCCUGGAGAUCCUCGUCCUGGACGCCAAUGACAACGCACCGCGGUUCCUGCGGGAUUUUUACCAGGGCUCCGUCUUCGAGGAUGCUCCCCCGUCAACCAGCGUCCUCCAGGUCUCGGCCACGGAUCGGGACUCAGGCCCCAAUGGCCGCCUGCUGUACACCUUCCAGGGUGGGGACGAUGGCGAUGGGGACUUCUACAUUGAGCCCACAUCUGGCGUGAUCCGCACCCAGCGCCGGCUGGACCGGGAGAACGUGGCCGUGUACAAUCUUCGUGCCCUGGCCGUGGACCGGGGUAGCCCGGUGCCCCUUAGCGCCUCCGUGGAAAUCCAGGUGACCGUCUUGGACAUUAAUGACAACCCUCCGGUGUUUGAGAGGGACGAGCUGGAGCUGUUUGUGGAGGAGAACAGCCCGGUGGGGUCCGUGGUGGCGAGGAUUCGAGCUAGUGACCCCGACGAAGGCCCCAACGCCCAGAUCAUGUACCAGAUUGUGGAAGGCAACGUGCCCGAGGUCUUCCAGCUUGACCUGCUGAGUGGGGACCUACGUGCCCUGGUCGAGCUGGACUUUGAGGCCCGGCGCGAGUAUGUGCUCGUGGUGCAGGCCACGUCGGCCCCCCUGGUGAGCCGGGCCACGGUGCACAUCCGCCUUGUGGACCAGAACGACAACCCGCCGGUGCUGCCGGACUUCCAGAUCCUCUUCAACAACUAUGUCACCAAUAAGUCCAAUAGCUUCCCCACCGGUGUGAUCGGCCGCAUCCCGGCCCAUGACCCUGACCUCUCGGACAGCCUCAACUACACCUUCCUGCAGGGCAACGAGCUUCAGCUGCUGCUGCUGGACCCCGCCUCGGGCGAGCUGCAGCUCAGCCACGACCUGAACAACAACCGGCCACUGGAGGCACUCCUGGAGGUGUCUGUUUCUGAUGGCAUCCACAGCGUGGCGGCGCUCUGUACCCUGCGGGUCACCGUCAUCACGGAUGACAUGCUGACCAACAGCAUCACCGUCCGCCUGGAGAACAUGUCGCAGGAGAAGUUCCUGUCCCCACUGCUGUCCCGCUUCGUGGAAGGGGUGGCCACGGUGCUGUCCACCACCAAGGACGCCAUCUUCGUCUUCAACAUCCAGAACGACACGGACGUCAGCUCCAACAUCCUGAAUGUGACCUUCUCGGCCCUGCUCCCCGGAGGCGUCCGGGACAAGUUUUUCCCCUCGGAGGACCUACAGGAGCAGAUCUACCUGAACCGGACGCUGCUGACGGCCGUGUCCACCCAGCGUGUCCUGCCCUUCGACGACAACAUCUGUCUGCGGGAGCCGUGCGAGAACUACAUGAAGUGCGUGUCGGUGCUCAAGUUCGACAGCUCGGCCCCCUUCAUCAGCUCCCCGACCGUGCUCUUCCGGCCCAUCCAUCCCGUCAACGGGCUGCGCUGCCGCUGCCCGCCCGGCUUCACCGGCGACUAUUGCGAGACCGAGAUUGACCUGUGCUACUCCAGCCCCUGCGGUGCCCACGGCCGGUGUCGCAGCCGGGAGGGUGGCUACACCUGCGAGUGUCAGGAGGACUUCACAGGUGAGCACUGCGAGGUGAACGCACGUUCCGGCCGCUGCACCAACGGCGUGUGCAAGAACGGGGGCACCUGCGUGAACCUGCUCAUCGGCGGCUUCCACUGCGUGUGCCCCCCCGGCGCGUUCGAGAGGCCCUACUGCGAAGUGGCCACCAGGAGCUUCCCGCCGCAGUCCUUCGUCACCUUCCGUGGCCUGAGGCAGCGCUUCCACUUCACCGUGGCCCUCGCGUUUGCCACCCAGGAGAGGAAUGCCCUGCUGCUGUAUAAUGGCCGCUUCAACGAGAAGCACGACUUCAUCGCCCUGGAGAUCGUGGAUGAGCAGGUGCAGCUCACCUUCUCGGCAGGUGAGACCACGACGAUGGUGGCGCCGCAGGUUCCUGGGGGCGUGAGUGACGGGCGGUGGCACUCGGUGCAGGUGCAGUAUUACAACAAGCCCAACAUUGGCCGCCUGGGCCUGCCCCACGGGCCGUCUGGAGAGAAGGUGGCCGUGGUGACCGUGGAUGACUGUGACACGGCCGUGGCCGUGCGCUUUGGCAGCUUCGUUGGGAACUACAGCUGUGCCGCUCAGGGCACUCAGAGUGGCUCUAAAAAGUCCCUGGAUCUGACAGGGCCCCUGCUCCUGGGGGGCGUCCCCAACCUGCCCGAAGACUUCCCGGUGCAGAACCGGCAGUUUGUGGGCUGCAUGCGGAACCUGUCCAUCGAUGGCAGGAACGUGGACAUGGCUGGCUUCAUCGCCAACAAUGGCACCAGGGCAGGCUGCGCUGCCCAGAGGAACUUCUGCGAUGGGACCUGGUGUCAGAACGGGGGCACCUGCGUCAGCGGCUGGAACACGUACCUGUGUGAGUGCCCGCUCCGCUUCGGCGGGAAGAACUGCGAGCAAGUCAUGCCCCACCCCCAGCGCUUCAGCGGGGAGAGCAUUGUAUCCUGGAGCGACCUGGACAUCACCAUCUCCGUGCCCUGGUACCUGGGGCUCAUGUUCCGGACCAGGAAGGCGGAUGGCGUGCUGAUGGAGGCCACGGCGGGCGUGUCUUCCAGGCUCCAUCUCCAGAUCCUGAACAACUACGUCCAGUUUGAGGUGUCCCACGGCCCCUCGGAUGUGGUGUCCAUGAGACUGUCCAGGUCACGCGUGGCUGACGGGGAGUGGCACCACCUGUUGAUAGAGCUGAAGAGUGCCAAGGAGGGCAAAGACAUCAAGUACCUGGCGGUCAUGACCUUGGACUACGGUGUGGACCAGGACACGGUGCAGAUCGGGAACCAGCUUCCUGGGUUGAGGAUGAGAAGCCUCAUCGUGGGUGGCGUGUCUGAAGACAAGGUCUCCGUGCGCCGCGGUUUCCGGGGCUGCAUGCAGGGUGUGAGAAUGGGGGAGACGGCUACCAAUAUCGCUACACUGAACAUGAAGGACGCCCUCAAGGUCAGGGUGAAGGAUGGCUGUGACGUGGAGGACCCCUGCUCCUCCAGCCCCUGCCCUCAGCAUAGCCACUGCCACGACACCUGGGACGGCUACUCCUGCAUCUGCGACAGAGGGUACUUUGGAAGGAAGUGUGUGGACGCGUGUCAUGUGAACCCCUGCAAGCACGUGGCAGCCUGCGUGCACAGCCCCGACUCCCCGCGGGGCUACGUGUGUGAGUGUGGGUCCGGCCACUACGGGCAGUACUGCGAGAACAGGAUCGACCUUCCGUGCCCCAGAGGCUGGUGGGGGAACCCUGUGUGCGGGCCUUGCCACUGUGCUGUCAGCAAAGGCUUCGACCCCGACUGCAACAAGACCAACGGGCAGUGCCAGUGCAAGGAGAAUUACUACAGGCCCCCGGGGCAGGACACCUGCCUGCCAUGUGACUGCUUCCCGCACGGCUCCCACAGCCGCGCGUGCGACAUGGACACUGGCCAGUGCAGCUGCAAGCCUGGCGUCAUUGGCCGCCAGUGCAACCGCUGCGACAACCCUUUUGCCGAGGUCACCAUCCUCGGCUGCGAAGUGAUCUACAACGGCUGUCCCAGAGCAUUUGAGGCUGGCAUCUGGUGGCCGCAGACCAAGUUCGGGCAGCCGGCCGCAGUGCCGUGCCCUAAAGGGUCUGUGGGAAAUGCGGUCCGGCACUGCAGCGGGGAGAAGGGCUGGCUGCCCCCAGAGCUCUUCAACUGCACCACCAUCUCCUUCGUGGACCUCAAAGCCAUGAACGAGAAGCUGAGCCGGAACGAGACGCGGAUGGACGGUGACCGGUCCCUGUGGCUGGCCCGGGCGCUGCGCAACGCCACACGGCACACGGACGCACUCUUUGGCAAUGACGUGCGGACAGCCUACCAGCUGCUGGGCCGCGUCCUGCUGCAUGAGAGCAGCCAGCAGGGCUUCGAGCUGGCGGCCACGCGGGACACCGACUUCCACGAGGACGUCGUCCAGGCGGGCAGCGCCCUCCUGGCCCCGGGCACCAGGGCCGCGUGGGAGCAGAUCCAGCGGAGCGAGGGGGGCACCGCACAGCUGCUGAGGCACUUCGAGGCCUAUUUCAGCAACGUGGCCCGAAACCUGCGGAGGACCUACCUGCGGCCCUUCAUCAUCGUCACCCCCAACAUGAUUCUCGCCGUCGACGUCUUCGACAAACUGAACUUCACGGGAGCCUGGGUGCCGCAGUUCGAGCACCUGCGGGGCGAGGUCCCCAAAGACCUGGAGUCCUCGGUCUUCUUCUUGGAGGACUUCUUCAAACCACCCGAGAGGAAAGAGGGCCCCACGGUGAGGCCGGCCGGUCGCAGGGCCGCCCCCCAGACGGCACGCCCGCAGCCCAGCGCCGAGAUGGAGGCCCCAUUCAAGAGGCGGAAGAGACACCCCGAGGAGCCUGGCCAGUUCGCCAUCGCCCUGGUCAUCAUCUACCGGACCCUGGGGCAGCUCCUGCCUGAGCACUAUGACCCAGACCGCCGCAGCCUCAGGCUGCCUAACCGGCCCGUCAUCAACACACCCGUGGUGAGCGCGGUGGUGUACAGCGAGGGGACCCCGCUGCCCAGCCCCCUGGAGAGGCCCGUCCUGGUGGAGUACACCCUCCUGGAGACCGAGGAGCGCACCAAGCCGGUCUGCGUGUUCUGGAAUCACUCCAUCGCCAUCGGUGGGACUGGAGGGUGGUCGGCCAAGGGCUGUGAGCUGCUGUCCCGAAACCGAACCCACGUCACCUGCCAGUGCAGCCACGCGACUAGCUCGGCCGUGCUCAUGGACGUCUCCCGGCGUGAGCACGGAGAGGUCCUGCCCCUGAAGAUCGUCACCUAUGCUGCCGUGUCCUUGUCCCUGGCCGCCCUGCUGGUGGCCUUCGUGCUCCUGGCGCUGGUGCAGACGCUCCGCUCCAACCUGCACGGCAUCCACAAGAACCUCAUCGGGGCGCUUUUCUUCUCCCAGCUGGUCUUCGUGAUCGGGAUCGCCCAGACAGAAAACCCGUUCCUGUGCACGGUGAUUGCCAUCCUCCUGCACUACAUGUACAUGAGCACCUUUGCCUGGACCUUCGUGGAGAGCCUGCACAUCUACCGCAUGCUGACUGAGGUGCGCAACAUCGACGCCGGGCCCAUGAGGUUCUACUACGUCGUGGGCUGGGGCAUCCCAGCCAUUGUCACAGGACUUGCGGUGGGCCUGGACCCCCAGGGCUACGGAAACCCAGACUUCUGCUGGCUGUCCCUUCGUGACACUCUGAUCUGGAGCUUUGCAGGGCCCAUCGGAACCGUGAUAGUCGUCAACACAGUCAUUUUUGUCCUGUCUGCAAAGGUUUCCUGCCAAAGGAAGCGCCAUUAUUAUGAGAGAAAACGGGUCGUUUCCCGCGUGAGGACGGCCUUCUUCCUGCUGGUGCUCAUCAGCGCCACCUGGCUUCUGGGGCUGCUGGCCGUGAACAGCGACGCACUCACCUUCCGCUACCUCUUCGCGGUCUUCGGCUGCUUACAGGGCCUCUCCGUCCUCUUGCUCCACUGCGUGUUCAACAGAGAGGUCCGGAAACACCUGAAGGGCGUGCUCGCCGGGAAGAAGCCGUACCCUGACGACUCAGCCACCACGAGGGCCACCCUGCUGACGCGCUCCCUCAACUGCAACAACACGUGCGGAGAGGAGCCCGACGUGUUCCGUACGGCGCUGGGCGAGUCCACCGCCUCGCUGGACAGCACCCUCAGGGACAAAGGGGGCCAGAAGCUCAGCGUGUCCUCUGGGCCGGCACGGGGCGGCCACGGGGAGCCAGACGCGUCCUUUGUACCCAGGAGCACCAAGAAGCCCCACGGCCACGACUCGGACUCGGACAGCGAGCUGUCCCUGGAUGAGCAGAGCAGCUCUUACGCUUCCUCACGCUCCUCUGACAGUGAGGAUGACGGGGUAGCGGCUGAGGACAGAUGGGACCCGGCCCAGGGCCCCGUGCACAGCACCCCCAAAGUGGACGCUGCGGCCAACCACGUCCCAACCGGCUGGCCCGAUGAGAGCCUGGCCGGGAGCGACAGUGAGGGGCCAGGCGAGCAGCCCCGCCUGAAGGUGGAGACCAAGGUCAGCGUGGAGCUGCACCUGGAUGAGCAGGGCAACCACUGCAGCGAGCGCAUCCCGGCCCGGGAGAGUGGGGGCCCUAGGCCCGCGGCCGCACCGCCCAGCCAGCCCCCCGAGCAGAGAAAAGGCAUCUUGAAAAACAAAGUCACCUACCCGCCACCACUGACGGAGAAGAUGCUGAAGUCACGGCUGCGAGAGAAGCUGACUGAGCGUGAGCAGAGCCCCGCGUCCUCGCGGCCGUCCUCCCUGGCCUCCAGCGACGGCGUCCGCGCCCCCGACGGCACCAUCCCUGCCAAGACGCUGCACCGGGAGCCGGGGCGCGAGCACCUCAACGGGGUAGCCAUGAACGUGCGGGCCGGGAGCGCCCAGGCCCACGGCUCCGGCUCCGAAGGCAGUAACGAAACUUCACUUUGA